AUGGCGAUGGAAGCCGAUCCCACCGGGGCAACGCUGACCCAAGCGCGCGACGCGCUUCGUCAGUACCUCACGGCCAAGCUGCCCACCGCCAUGAUGCGACACGCAGCCAAACACAUCGGCCAUCUUGUUGAAAGCGGGGCGUCCGACCCGUCACAUGGUGAGCCUGUCGAUCCAGUUGAGGCGGCUCUAUUGGAGGCUGCUGAGGCCGCGGGCUCUGGUGGAGACGCUCAGAAGAGUGCGCGAGAUGGGGCCAAGGGUGGCGGGCGUGGUAGGAGUAGUGGUACACUGGCUGAGUCGAGUAGAGGACGCCCCGUGAUACGUAUACCAGGUGGGAACGCGCGAGUGCCUUCGCCAAGGGGCUCCGAUCGAAGCCCAAGCACCCCAGAAACAUCGCAAGGAGGCCACAAGCCUCCAGCGCAAUUUCCUCGACGCUCCGAUGGUCCGACCACCCCCCGCGUGCAAUUUGAGAUCCAGGUCCCCAGAGUGCCGCCACCUCCGAAGGCGACCGCGCAAAGCAAUAUCCCCGCGCCGGAUGAUGGCGAUGUCCGGAAGACGCGAAGCCGUGGCGGCAACAAGGCCACCACUGGCACGUCGGGUCGGCCUGGCGCUGAGGGCAUGGACGGUCAUGGGGGCUCCGCAUCGCGUACUCCAUCCGGUGGGGCCGCUCGCAGCAGUGCCAAGGCAAAGAAUAAGGGAAAGGGUAAGGAGCGUGCAGGUGGGUUGCGAAAGGGCGCGCAGAAGGAGGAUGCGGAGCCUGUCGAUGAAGAACUUGGGUGUAGCGUCGACGAGGAGAACGAGCCGGACAGUAUCGCGCACGUCUACCUCCGUCCGAAGACGACGACCCAGCCAGCUCCCGCGCGGAAGGAGUCGAAGGGAGACGAUGUUUGGGUCACUACCCAGGUUUCAUGCGACCAGUGCCAGAGAGACGGUAUUGAUGCCUACAACAACUGCUCAUGGAAAGUCCAUCCGCCGAAGGGGUCGAGGCGAUGUCAAUCAUGCGCCAACAAGGGACGUAAGUGUCGCGUCCGCGAUCAAUACCCAGAGCCGGUGCUCUAUGGGCUCCUCGCCAGCACGCACGAAAUUCUUUCGAAGACGAAGCCUGCUCGCGGCAUAGCAGCAGGGAAACGGGUCAGGGUAUUAGUGGAUGACGUCGAGAUCUCACACACACAUGUCCAGGCCAACGAGGGUUCGGCAUCCGAGCGGGAGGACGUCGAUACGCCGAUGGACGAGGCAACACCGAAGGCAAAACGCCGUAUCUCGGAUGGCCGUCCCGAAGGUAGCGUGGAGCGGAAGAAACGAAAGCAUGGCGAGUCCGAGGGGAAGGGCGAGAGUGUCCCAUCCGUGGAUGAUGGUGAGGAUAUUGUGAUGCAGUCUGUGGGCGAUAGGCCGUCCACGGCUUCAGUCAUGGCCGUAGAUGGCGGGAGCGGUGGAGUCGUGUCUGGCAGCGCAUCUAAGCCAAGUGGUGCGCACCAGACCCCCGAGACAGGAACGACGGUGAACGACGCGUGGACGGUCGCCCGUCGUUCCGGAAUUCCGACAUUCGCCUCCAUUCAAGAUGUCAUUCAUUUGCGGUCAUACCAAGAAAGCCUCCGGACGAACCUCUCGUUUGUCUCCGAGGUCGUCACCAGCGACCAUGACAGGCUGGCUAGUGUUCAAACUACGUCGGAGGAGGCUAUGUACAUUGCGUCCCAGGCACGGGAACGGGCGUCCGACCUGGAGCGACGAAUGGACCAAUUCAUCAGAGGGACGUAUAUGGCGACUCGAGCAUUGGAGGAUCCCGUUCGGUAUCUCGGCGCCAUGCUGGAGGAAGAGGUACGGCGCCAACCCAACGACUCGGAGAUGGCACGAUGGAGGGAGAUUGCAUCUGCGGCGCGAUUGACGGAUGAGCGUUUGAAGGAAGCGCUGCAGAUGAUGGAGCCUGCCGCGCAGGGAUUGGGGCUCUCUAUGGCCAGCAGGAGCAGCAUGCGAUCAUCACUCGAAGACGACGGUGGUGCGCAAGGUCACGACGACAGGGACCCCCAUCGGCCAUCCACUACACCCAUCGGGACGCCGCGUAUUGUGUCUCUCAACUCCCCAACCAUCGCCACCCGAUCCGAUGCAGUCGCGCCCUCUCCAUCGAGUGCGGGUGCGUCCUUGAGCAUGGUACACGAUGCCGGACAAACUCCAGCAGCAUCGCCACCUGCAUCCCAUAGCACAGAGAGUCGCGGUAGCGUUCCAUCUCCAUUGGCAAACUCACCGGACGCUCACGACUGGGGGAUGAACACCUCCAACCUAUUCGAGAGCGAGGACAGCAACAUUGAGGACUGGAUGGCAUCGAUGGGGGGGCCUGGAAACGAUGGCGACGCGCAAGCUGUGGAGGCAGAGCUUGGCAUCGACUCCGCAAACCUCAUGGACCACAUAUCCGGUACCUCCAUAAGCCCCAUCCGUGACCGUUCGUCGGGCAGGCAUGGAUCGGAGGGCUCGAGGGGUACACCUGUGCUAGAUGUCCCCAUGACACGUCAUGCGGGCGAUGGGUAG
Molecule: messenger RNA, 2517 nt
Organism: Gloeophyllum trabeum ATCC 11539
Lineage: Eukaryota; Fungi; Basidiomycota; Agaricomycetes; Gloeophyllales; Gloeophyllaceae
Exons: 8
Coding region: 1-2517 (838 amino acids)
Source: RefSeq, a predicted model, not a curated record